CUGAUAUGCGUAUAUUCCCCGUCUUCUUCCUCCUAUUCAAAGGUGUUCUCUCUCAUGAGAAGAUGCUCUCAUUCGUGUGUUGUUGAAGUUUAGUAAAGUUAUGGCCCGGAGAGCUCGCCGACCAUUCCUAGUGGUGGUGUUGGCGUCGUUUGUUCUCUACUCGACAUGCAGCCUUUUCUUAACACCUCGGCUGUCCACUCCGACGGGAGCAACGCCGAGGUUGCGGGCCUCGAGGGCGAUCUAUGGAGAUGAGGGGAUCGGGCCGAGCAAGCCGGACGAGCCAUCGUUGGGCUCUAGAUUAGCCCGCGGUGGAGCUCUAGCCUCGAUGCUGGCAGUUGGCUCGGUGUUGGGGUAUGGUCUGCGGCGAGUCUUGCCUGGCUUUAUUCAGAAGGCGUCUCAUACAAUUCAACUCUUGCUCCGAGAUACACCACCGGAGAUGCCCCCUGUAGUAGUAUAUCCCCCUAACACUGUAUUCUGGUAUAAGAGCCCAGACCUCGGUGCCAAGUUGGAGAUCCCAGCAACAAUACCUCUCACAGACACUCUCACUGAUGCUGCUGUUAGGGAAAGGAUUCGGAGACAAAUAUCACAGUCGAGUUGGUGGGAGGAUAAGCUCCCUUCGAUGACAACAGUGAUGGAGAUCGGCUCAACUUUACUCUCGCUGUGGUCCCGUAGCGGUUCUAACGGCUGAAAUAUUUCCUCUACA
Perkinsus marinus ATCC 50983 is the source of this 703-nucleotide messenger RNA. RefSeq lists its product as hypothetical. Bases 101 to 688 code for a protein of 195 amino acids. NCBI's taxonomy places the organism in Eukaryota, Perkinsozoa, Perkinsida, Perkinsidae. The record is from RefSeq and is a predicted model, not a curated record. The transcript has 4 exons.